UCGCCAAACGUUGCUCGCCGCGAACAGUUCUCACCAGAGUCGUUGUGUUGUGUUUUCAUUUGCAAAUCUUCGUGUCACUUCUGAAUAGGUGCAAAUAUUAUUUCGGACACGGUUUGGUUCCAGCUCUUACUGGCCGUGGCGGUUCCGAUCGGAGGAAAAUACAAAAAGGUGAUUGACAUCGAUGGUGUGCUUUGGUUCGGGUUUUUGAGAGCUCAGUGAAGUAGAGGUUUACGUUUGAGUGGAUUUCAACGUGCAGUCCAGGCGAAGUGUGACAUCAACAUUCUACACUGAUAACGGAUACCACCAGUCGCUUUAUCACGAUAACAAUAACGGUAUCAACAACAACAGCAAUAGCAGUAACAGAGUUGUGCCAAUUGAUAAAGUGACCACUGUUUGUUGUUCAAAAGUGGGAACCAGAUAUCAGUGAGCCAAAAGGUGUGUGAAUAAACAUUUACCGGCGCGAUGGAUCCCAGUAUUCUAGCAACCAUGGACCGUGACGCACUGAAGAAGCAGAUCGAGAACAUGAAGUACCAGGCUUCGAUGGAACGGUGGCCAUUGUCAAAGAGCAUCGCAGCGAUGCGAGAGUACGUCGAGGAGAACGAGAAAAACGACCCGCUAAUCCAUGCGCCCGACAAGAAGAACAACCCCUGGGCGGAGAAGGGCAAAUGUGUCAUCAUGUAAAUACCAUCUCUCCAAACAACCGAACCACAUCCCAUACACAUUAAUAACGUAUAUCUAGAACAAACAACAAACAACCUUCUUCACCUUUACUUCCGCCGGUGGGAGGGAGGGAUGGAUGGAAGGGUUACCGAAACCGAUUUGGUAACCUGCUGGUCCAACCUUCGACUCACUUACUUACUGAAACUUACUCUACCAAAUUACUUUUAUCUCAAGAAAUCAAUCAGGAAGAAGCGGAAACAAAAAAAAACAAAAAUCCUGCUAUCCACAUUCGGUGUUGUGCUUUCAGUUUUCGUUACACGUCCGGUUUGUUUUGGUUCUUUGUUUUUCUUAGUUAGUUGGAAUGUUAUGUUUGGAAAAACGAAAAAAAAAAAUCAAAAUAAACGAAAAUACUCUUUCUGGAAGAAAUAUGAAAAUCUCAGCAUGAUCCUGUACAAAACCAAA
Ochlerotatus camptorhynchus is the source of this 1122-nucleotide messenger RNA. RefSeq names its product guanine nucleotide-binding protein subunit gamma-e (gene Ggamma30A). Gene Ontology annotation, biological process: sensory perception of taste; phospholipase C-activating G protein-coupled receptor signaling pathway. The record is from RefSeq and is a predicted model, not a curated record. The coding region runs from base 463 to 681 and encodes 72 amino acids. The transcript is spliced from 3 exons. Gene Ontology annotation, cellular component: heterotrimeric G-protein complex. Gene Ontology annotation, molecular function: G-protein beta-subunit binding. Lineage: Eukaryota; Metazoa; Arthropoda; Insecta; Diptera; Culicidae.